Molecule: messenger RNA, 210 nt
Organism: Racocetra persica
Lineage: Eukaryota; Fungi; Glomeromycota; Glomeromycetes; Diversisporales; Gigasporaceae
Source: the annotation of a GenBank genome assembly
UAUGCUCCCUCUCUUUUUGGCCAAUUUCAAAGUCAAGAUGAACUUCUUUUACAUGUCAGAGAAUUUUCUAAGACUCAUGGAUAUGCUAUAACUAUAAAAAGGUUACGAACAGAUGUAAAUAGAAAAAUCAAAAAUAUGAUAUUAGGUUGUGAUAGAAGCAGAUAUUAUAGAAACAAAUUAAAUCUUACAAAUAAUUCACGUUGUAAACAG